This is a messenger RNA of Sinocyclocheilus rhinocerous, 406 nucleotides long. Its product is annotated as rho GTPase-activating protein 25-like. NCBI's taxonomy places the organism in Eukaryota, Metazoa, Chordata, Actinopteri, Cypriniformes, Cyprinidae. The record is from RefSeq and is a predicted model, not a curated record. The coding region runs from base 17 to 406 and encodes 129 amino acids. The transcript is spliced from 3 exons.
GUCUUUGGGUUUGGUCAUGGACGAGCAGGCUGGCAGCGCGGGCAACAGCCCUCAGCACGGCCGUGGAUCAGCCAAGCAGAUCGUUCUCCGCUGCGGUUGGCUCCGGAAGCAAGGCGGCUUCGUGAAGACCUGGCACACGCGCUGGUUCGUCCUGCGAGGAGACCAGCUGUACUACUACAAAGAUGAGGACGAGACCAAAGCUUUGAUGUGCACAUUACGCUGUUUAAAGUCUACCAGUUCAUUCACACGCAACUAUCACGACAUUCUCCGAGUUCAAAUCUCGAGCCAAGAUGCAAACAAGAGAGGUUUCGUCAGCAGUCAGAUAUUGGAUUUCAAGGGUAGGCAGCUUCUUCGUUCAGGGUUUUCGUUGACAAAGCUAUCAAAGGACACUGAAUACGACUUCUGA